Neoarthrinium moseri is the source of this 858-nucleotide messenger RNA. RefSeq lists its product as uncharacterized. Gene Ontology annotation, biological process: DNA catabolic process. The transcript is spliced from 5 exons. The coding region runs from base 1 to 858 and encodes 285 amino acids. The record is from RefSeq and is a predicted model, not a curated record. Lineage: Eukaryota; Fungi; Ascomycota; Sordariomycetes; Amphisphaeriales; Apiosporaceae. Gene Ontology annotation, molecular function: nucleic acid binding; endonuclease activity.
AUGGUUCGCAUCGCUUCCGUAGCCCUGCUCUCGGCAGCGGCCCUUCCCGGCGCCAUGGCCUGGGGCGCCAUGGGCCACGAGACCGUAGCCUAUAUUGCGACCAAUUUCGUGGCGUCGUCCACGAAGACGUACUUCCAGAAUCUGCUGGGCGAUACGUCGACGGACUACUUGGCGUCCGUUGCAUCGUGGGCUGAUUCGUACCGUUAUACAACCGCUGGGAAGUUCUCGGCCGGGUAUCACUAUAUCGAUGCCCAAGACAAUCCCCCUUCGUCCUGUGGUGUUGACCUCGAUCGGGACUGUGCAGAUGGAUGCAUUGUGAGCGCCAUCGCAAACUACACCUCGCGUGUCCUUAAUUCCAAACUUAGCACAUCUGAUCGCCAGAUCGCCGCCAAGAUGAUUAUCCACUUCAUUGGCGAUGUCGGCCAGCCGCUGCACUGUGAGGAUCUCGAGACCGGCGGAAACGGCAUCGAUGUCCUGUACGACGGCGACGACACCAACUUGCACGCCAUCUGGGACACUCAGAUCCCGGAGUCGGUGUCAGGCGGCUCUUCCCAGAGCUCUGCCAAGACCUGGGCCACGACUCUUACCACUGCUAUCAAAUCCGGCGACUACAAGUCCAGCGCCGCAGGCUGGGUCUCCGGCUUGAACAUCAAUGACGCCGAGACCACGGCGACGGGCUGGGCCAGCGAGAGCAAUGCCUAUGUGUGCAGCACUGUCCUGAAGAGCGGUAUCAGCGCCGUCGAGAACAAGGAGCUGAGCGGCACCUACACGACCACGGCGCAGCCGGUCGUCAAGGAGCAGAUUGCGAAGCAGGGGUACCGCCUCGCAAAGUGGUUGGAUGCCAUUGCUGCAGCUUAG